AUGCCUAGUAUUUCUGGUUUUUUGGCUCUGUUUGAGGGUCAAAAAGUGCCGACGUUUGGCCAGCGAACGAAAGUUCUGCGGAUAGAAUGGGAAAAUUGGGUCGGCUUCAUUCGGGGCUCGCGUGGUGUCGCUUCAGCAACAAUGAUUGAACGAAACAUCGCUUUACACUGUCUCCAGCAAUCAGAUUUCACCAGCCCCACAAUCGAGGUGCACAGCCCUUACUCGCUCACAGUCAUUUAUGUGUAUGCACGAAUGUACGAGCGCUGCUGUGUCUGUCCGGUGCCGAAACUAAUCCUUAAGAGUGGAUGA
Molecule: messenger RNA, 309 nt
Organism: Protopolystoma xenopodis
Lineage: Eukaryota; Metazoa; Platyhelminthes; Monogenea; Polystomatidea; Polystomatidae
Source: the annotation of a GenBank genome assembly